Melospiza melodia melodia is the source of this 426-nucleotide messenger RNA. Its product is annotated as basic salivary proline-rich protein 1-like. Bases 1 to 426 code for a protein of 141 amino acids. The transcript has a single exon. The record is from RefSeq and is a predicted model, not a curated record. Lineage: Eukaryota; Metazoa; Chordata; Aves; Passeriformes; Passerellidae.
AUGGAGCGGCCGGAGCUCAGCGCCGCCACGCAGAGCUGUCCCAGGGCGGCUCCCGGGGGGAUUCAGAGUGGCAGUGCCACCUCUCCAUGCAGCCCCCCAAGCCAGCCACAUCCUCCCCGACCCAAAUUCGCCGAUUUCGGGGUUUCCCCCCAGAACUGCAGCCCUGCUCGCCGUGGGUGGGCCAGUGCCAAGCAGGGCAGGGAGCCACGUCCCGGAGCCAAACCCCGGCCCGGCGGCCACCGAGGGCUCGACCGCCCGGAGCCUCCCAAACCACAGAGCCCAACCCCAUCCAGCGACCCCCCCAACCCCACCGGGGACCCCCCAUCCGCCGCCACCGCCUUUUUUCCUGUCUCGCUGCCCCAUCAGCCGCGUUUGGGGGGGUCCGAGGGACGCCACGAGGCCACGCCAGCCCUGCGGUGGCUCUGA